AUGGGUGGUGAAAUUGGUCCCUCCUUAGUUGAUUUGCAACAUUUGAGGUACUUAGAUCUUAGUUGCAAUAACUUCAGUAAAAUUCCCAAGUUUAUUGGUUCUUUAACUAAACUCAAGUAUCUCAACUUUGAACAAAAUCCUAUCGUCGAUGCUUUUCCUUUCCAGCUUGGGAAUCUCACUAAGUUACAAGUUCUCAAUCUUGAUAUUGACAAUUAUGGUCUCAUGAUUGAUAAUAAUCUUGAAUGGCUUUCUCAUCUCUCUUCCCUAAAAAUCUUUAAACUGAGUAACACCAAUUUCACCAAAGCCACAAAUUGGUUUCAAUCCAUUAAAACUGCUCCCUCUUUGUCAAGUUUAAGAUUAUAUAAUUGUCUUUUUCCGACAAUAGAUGUCAUCAACAAAAGCUCUUCAAAUUCUCUCACAAAACUUGACAUUGUAUACAAUACCAUACAUCCUAAGACAAUUCCAUGGUUGCUCAAUAUAAGUAGCAAUCUCUUUAGUUUGACCUUUUUGGAAAAUGAAGUAAGAGGUCCACUUCCAAAUUGUUUUCAAAACAUAAGAACUCUUGCACACAUUGACCUGUCAUACAAUGAAUUUGUUGGUGGAAUACCAAAAUCAUUGGGAAGUCUUUGCAAUCUUCAAGAGCUCUCUCUGUCAGAGAAUAAUUUCAAUACAACACUUUCGGAUGUUUUAGAAAGCCUUAGAGGUUGUGCUAAAGAUUCUUUAGAAAUAUUGGAUUUAAGAUCAAACCAAUUAAAAGGAUCCUUUCCAAUUUCGAAAGCAUUUCCGCUUAAUGGUACCUUACCGGAAGAUAUUGGCAAGCUUCAUCAUCUUAAGAUUUUGUUUCUCAAAUGGAACUCUUUCACUGGUACUUUAACUGAAGCUAUUGGUGAGCUCCAACAUCUUGAGAAUUUAUAUGUCUCUUCAAACGCUUUCACGGGACUUGUCACUGAAGCUCACUUUAAAAGACUUUCCAACUUGAAAAGGCUUUCUUUUUUGGAUAACCCCUUAACAUUGACCUUCAACUCUACUUGGGUUCCACCAUUUCAACUAGUUGAUAUUUUUGAGUUGAAGAUUCUAAAUCUGUCUUCAAAUGAAUUAUAUGGUCCUAUUCCAACUUAUCUAUCAAAUGUGAAGACAUUGUUUCUCUCUAAUAAUAUGCUUCAUAGUCUAAGGACUUUUCUUUGUGAACCAGUACAUGGGUCAAUAGAAAUUCUUCACAUUUCAAAUAACAUGUUGAAUGGAAGCCUUCUCGAUUGUCAUUUGAAUUUAAAGAAUCUGACUGUUCUGAAAUUAGAUAACAACAAUUUCUUUGGAGAAAUUCCAAGAUCAAUCGGUUUGUUACAUGGAAUUCAAUAUUUGCUUUUGGGGCACAAUAAUUUCUUUGGAAAUCUUCCUUCAUCCUUACAAAAUUGUACGCAACUUAAGGUUCUUGAUGUCGAGGAUAAUAAUCUUGAAGGAAAUAUACCAACUUGGAUUGGGAAAAGACUAACAAAUUUGAUUUUCUUUCGACUAAAAUCAAAUAAUCUUUUUGGAGCCAUACCAUCAAAUCUAUGCCAUCUUCAAUCUGUUCAAAUAUUUGACAUUUCCAUGAAUAAUAUAGGUGGACAUAUUCCUUCAUGCAUAAAAAAUUUCUCCUCGAUGAUAGAUAAAAGAGACAUUUUUCAAGUAAGUAACAUGCAGAUACAUGUUAACUUAGAUGAUAAUAUUGGUCUAAACUAUGAGAUGGAUACAUUUAUUAUGUGGAAAGGAGUCAACCGCCAAUUCAAAGAGAUUCUGAGAUUAAUAAAUCUAAUUAAUCUAUCAAGUAAUAAAUUGAAUGGAAAAAUUCCCGAGGAGUUAACAAAUCUUGUUGAAUUGAUUGAACUGAACAUUUCGAAGAAUAAUUUGAGUGGAGCUAUCCCAGCGAAUAUUGGGAACUUGAAGAAGUUACAGAAAGGAAAAAUUCCUAUUGGCACUCAACUACAAAGUUUUGAUGCUUUGAUGUACAUCGAUAAUGAUGGAUUGUGUGGACGUCCACUGGCGAAUUCAUGUCUUGGCGAUGAGUCACCAAAUUAUCAUCAAGAUCAUUCAAGUUUUGUUGAAGAUGAAGAAUGGUUUGACAUGUCAGGGCUUCAUAUGGGAAUUGGAGUUGGAUUUGUAGUCGGAUUUGCUGGAAUUUGUGAAAUCUAUUAUGAAAAGCUUAUUCAUCAACUGGUGGUGUCUAUCAAAUGUCACAAGGUGGAGGUUUGCAUUUCAAGUAGUACUAAUGGAUACUCCUCCAUGAAGUUCAUCAAUUACAAUGGCUCUGAAAUUCUCUUCUUUUUGUAA
Humulus lupulus (European hop) is the source of this 2307-nucleotide messenger RNA. Its product is annotated as receptor-like protein EIX1. Gene Ontology annotation, molecular function: protein binding. Lineage: Eukaryota; Viridiplantae; Streptophyta; Magnoliopsida; Rosales; Cannabaceae. The coding region runs from base 1 to 2307 and encodes 768 amino acids. The record is from RefSeq and is a predicted model, not a curated record. The transcript has 5 exons.